This is a messenger RNA of Rhinolophus ferrumequinum (greater horseshoe bat), 448 nucleotides long. RefSeq names its product synaptojanin-2-binding protein-like. NCBI's taxonomy places the organism in Eukaryota, Metazoa, Chordata, Mammalia, Chiroptera, Rhinolophidae. Gene Ontology annotation, molecular function: protein binding. The record is from RefSeq and is a predicted model, not a curated record. The coding region runs from base 11 to 448 and encodes 145 amino acids. The transcript has a single exon.
GCAGUAAAACAUGAACAGAAGAGUGGAUUAUUUGGUCACUGAGGAAGAGAUUACUCUUACCAGAGGACUCUCAGGACUGGGCUUCAACAUCAUCGGUGGGACAGACCAGCAGGAUGUCUCCAAUGACAGUAGCAUCUACGUCAGUCGCAUCAAAGAGAACGGGGCUGUGGACCUGGAUGGGCGGCUCCAGAAGGAUGAUAAGAUCCUCUCGGCGAAUGGUCAAGACCUAAAGAACCUGCUACACCAGGGUGCUGCAGACCUCUUUCGUAACGCAGGCUACGCCGUGUCCCUGAGAGUGCAGCACAGGCUACAGGUGCAGAAUGGGCCUAUAGCACCUCGAGGUGAAGGGGAACUGAGAGGUGGUCCCAGAGCCAUGGUGCUGGUGCCAGUGUUUUCCCUCACCAUGGUAGUGGCCUGGGCCUUCAUGAGAUACCGGCAACAACUUUGA